CGCCCCGCGCCUUCGCCGGCCCGGCCGCUGUCAGCGCCCUCAGCGGUGUAUGCUGAGCCUCUGCGCCCGCCGGCUGCUGCACGUCCUGGGCCUUCGCUUCCCGCUGCCGACCCGCCGGCCGGUCUUUCUCUGCCCUCACCGCCUCAUGAAGCCGCUGGUCGUGUUCGUUCUCGGCGGUCCUGGCGCCGGCAAGGGGACCCAGUGCGCCCGCAUCGUCGAGAAGUAUGGCUACACGCACCUUUCUGCAGGAGAACUUCUUCGUGAUGAAAGGAAGAACCCAGAUUCACAGUAUGGUGAACUAAUUGAAAAGUAUAUUAAAGAUGGAAAGAUUGUGCCAGUUGAAAUAACCAUCAGUUUAUUAAAAAGGGAGAUGGAUCGGACAAUGGCUGCCAAUGCUCAGAAGAAUAAAUUCUUGAUUGAUGGAUUUCCGAGAAAUCAAGACAACCUUCAAGGUUGGAACAAGACCAUGGAUGGGAAGGCGGAUGUAUCUUUCGUCCUAUUUUUUGACUGUAAUAAUGAGAUCUGUAUUGAACGAUGUCUUGAGAGGGGAAAGAGUAGUGGUAGGAGUGAUGACAACAGAGAGAGCUUGGAAAAGAGAAUUCAAACCUAUCUUCAGUCAACAAAGCCAAUUAUUGACUUAUAUGAAGAAAUGGGGAAGGUCAAGAAAAUAGAUGCUUCUAAAUCUGUUGAUGAAGUUUUUGAUGAAGUUGUGAAGAUUUUUGACAAAGAAGGCUAACUCUAAGCCUGAAAGCGUCCUUGAAAUCAUGCUUGAAUAUUGCUUUGAUAGCUGCUAUUACAACCUCUUUUUAAGGCAAUUUUAAUCUUUCAUAAUUACAUCUCAAUUAAUGGCUGGAAAGUAUGUAUUAAGACAAAUUAAAUUUUUUAGCUUCAAUUUUCUUUUUUUUUGGUCACCAGAGUAGACAGUAAAUUUGGGUCUAACUUCAUCUUAGCUAUGGUGCUCACAAAACAAAGAAGGGUAUUAGCGAGUUCUUUGUUUUAUCCGAAAAAAAUAUCCCUUUUAUAGUUUGUGCCUUCUGUGAGCAAAACUUUUCAGUGUGUGUGUAAUUAGUAAUUACAACAUAUUAGGAUUAGGGAUUCCCUACUUCCUCUUCCUGCAGGUUUUAAAUUUCCAACCUGUUAUGUGAAUUUGUGGACCAAAUUCCAAAGAAACUCUUUGUGUAGUCAGUUCUUGCAUAAUGAGUUUGGUAAACAAACUCAUAAAAUGAAUUCCUAGAAGUGUUUUAGUAUUUAUAAAAUAACUGACCAUUUCUAUAGAAAGGUAAGAAAACAUAGGCUUUGUUUUACUACAACUUGUACGAAGUUGUGUGACAGGGCAUAGUCUUUGCUUCCAGGGAGGGGCACUGGGGGUUCAGAGCCUGGCAGAAUUGUCAGCUUUAUUCUGACAUAAAUUCUGAGGAUAAGGGGCAAGGAUCACAUCUAAUGACAUGUGUUCCUUAUGCUCUAUUAUAUAGUGUUAUUAAUGAUUAAACUGAUCUUAACAAAAUUCCUAGCAGUGGAAUUUUGAAAUGCAUGUACUUAAAUUUAUGGUAAAAUGAUUCAGUUAGUGUUUUAGUAACACUUCCAAGUUUUUUUGUUUGUUUUCUAGACUAAAUACAGGGUUAGUAUAAAGUAGAAGAAAUCUAAUGGUUAAAUUUCCCAUUUGUAUUUUAUUUUCUUGAAUACUUUUUUUCAUAGUUAUUUGUUUAAGAAGAUUUAAAAAUCAUUGCACUUUGGUCAGAAAAAUAAUAAAUAUAUCUUAUAAAUGUUUGAUUCCCUUCCUGGCUACUUUUAUUCAGAAUAUUUUUUAUUUGGCAUCGUGUUGAAGCUUUGAAAGGUACAGAAUAACUAAAAGGCUAUAAAGUCCAAAGGAAUUUUCUCUUAAAUCUUCUUCCUUUAAAAGUCUCUGAGAAAUUUGUUUUCUCCUUUCUAAUCUUUUUCUGCCAUCUCUAAUGCAAGGUGGUAUUCAAGGUUCUUAAUAGGAGAUUUAUUAAAAUGUUUCUCAUUUUCACCACUUAUACAGUUUGGUAUACAGGGUUAAAUUGGGCAAGGAAAUUUGACUUUGUAUAAUUAAAUUGAUUUUAUAUUUAAAGUCAUUGAGAAUAGUGAGGACAAUUUAUGGAUGUUCUUGUAUUGUAAUAGAUUUGUUUAUUUCUAUGGGUGUGAUGAAAUUCAUUUAUUAAUGACAUAUUUUCAAGAUACUUGCCAUUAGAAAACAAAGUAUCCAUAAGUACUGUAACAUAUUAGCCACCAAAAUUUGUACUGAGAUUAUCUUGGUUUCUUGGAAGAGACUGUAAUGAAUUCUUAUCUAGUGAUUCAGUCCAGCCAAUACAGAGGGAUUUUAGUGGUAGUUUAAUCAAACAGCUGUAGUGUGAAGCAAGAGUCAAGACUAAGAUUUUGAAAGCAUUCCUACUCACAUAAAUGAAGAAAUCAGUUAGAUGGGGAUCUAAAUAUUCAUAUUUAGAUUUGGUUUGCCUCAUUUCAUCAAAUAUCUUUUUGUGGCAUUUGAGAACAAAAACCAAGAAACAUAGUAAUUACUAAAUUGUGAGGCUUUGCUUUUUGUUUGCUUAAGUAGGAAAACAUGUUGGCAAUACUGAGUUUAGGAGUUGAUUGAGAUACAUCUGACUUCACUAGUUUGGUCAUUCCAUUUGUUAAAGAUACAGUCACCAAGAAGUUUUUGUCUUUCUUGAAAGACCCCAGUGGAAGCCUUGCUAUUUUUAAUAAAAUUAACUAACA
Messenger RNA from Diceros bicornis minor, 2733 nucleotides. It is a transcript of the gene CMPK1, whose product is annotated as cytidine/uridine monophosphate kinase 1. Gene Ontology annotation, cellular component: nucleus; cytoplasm. Gene Ontology annotation, biological process: UDP biosynthetic process; 'de novo' pyrimidine nucleobase biosynthetic process; CDP biosynthetic process. The record is from RefSeq and is a predicted model, not a curated record. The transcript has 6 exons. Gene Ontology annotation, molecular function: UMP kinase activity; ATP binding. NCBI's taxonomy places the organism in Eukaryota, Metazoa, Chordata, Mammalia, Perissodactyla, Rhinocerotidae. Bases 50 to 736 code for a protein of 228 amino acids.